UCUCUCACCUAAACCUCCUCCCCGACCCUUAUAAAACCCCCUCCCCUUCUCUCCCUCCUCCCUUCAGGUACGCUCUCCAAACGAACAGGUGCCUUCUCUCUCUCUCUCUCUCUCUCUCUAAACCAAUGGCGCUCUCAAGCAGCAGUAGUUCUCUCCUCCCAACCAAAACAUUGUCCCAUCACACCCACCAAUCUUCUCUCCUACCUUCUUACCCAACCCACCAACCUUCUCUCCCCACCAAAUCCGUCAGAUCCAUCAAACCCAUCUCCGCCGUCCAUUCCCCCGAUCCCUCGAAGCCAACGAAACCCACGCCGACAGCCGCCGCCACCGCAGUCGCCGCCGCAUCGACGACGGUUCCGAAGAAGAAGUGGGCCGUCGACAGCUGGAAAUCGAAGAAGGCGCUGCAGCUGCCAGAGUACCCGGAUCGGGAGCAGCUGGAUAAGGUCCUCGAGACCCUGGACGCGUUCCCGCCGAUCGUGUUCGCGGGCGAGGCGAGGAGCCUGGAGGAGAGGCUGGGGGAGGCGGCGAUGGGGAAUGCGUUCCUGCUGCAGGGCGGGGAUUGCGCGGAGAGCUUCAAGGAGUUCAAUGCCAAUAAUAUCAGGGAUACGUUCAGGAUUUUGCUACAGAUGGGUGCCGUGUUGAUGUUCGGUGGUCAAAUGCCUGUUAUCAAGGUGGGAAGAAUGGCGGGUCAGUUUGCGAAGCCAAGAUCGGACCCACUGGAGGAGAAGAAUGGUGUGAAACUGCCAAGUUACAGAGGGGACAAUAUAAAUGGAGACGCAUUCGAUCUCAAAUCAAGGACUCCAGACCCAGAGAGGAUGAUCAGGGCCUACUGUCAAUCUGCAGCUACUCUGAAUCUCUUGAGGGCUUUCGCCACUGGAGGGUAUGCUGCCAUGCAGAGAGUGAACCAGUGGAAUUUGGAUUUCACAGAGCAAAGCGAACAGGGAGACAGGUACCGAGAACUAGCUCACCGGGUUGAUGAGGCACUUGGAUUCAUGGCUGCUGCGGGACUUACGGUUGAUCACCCUAUCAUGACGACGACUGAGUUUUGGACAUCACAUGAGUGCUUGCUCUUACCUUAUGAGCAGUCACUUACUAGGAUGGAUUCUACUUCUGGCUUGUACUAUGAUUGUUCUGCCCAUUUCCUUUGGGUUGGGGAACGAACUCGGCAAUUAGAUGGAGCCCAUGUUGAGUUUCUGAGAGGAGUUGCGAAUCCCCUUGGUAUUAAGGUGAGUGACAAAAUGGAUCCAAAUGAGCUAGUUAAGCUCAUUGAGAUUUUCAAUCCUGAGAAUAAACCAGGAAGGAUUACAAUCAUCACAAGGAUGGGAGCAGAGAACAUGAGAGUGAAGCUUCCUCAUUUAAUUAGGGCAGUUCGUCGGGCAGGGCAAAUCGUAACAUGGGUCAGUGAUCCUAUGCAUGGAAACACCAUCAAGGCUCCUUGUGGUCUCAAAACCCGGCCCUUCGAUGCCAUUAGGGCAGAAGUGAGGGCAUUUUUUGAUGUGCAUGAGCAAGAAGGAAGCCACCCAGGAGGAGUUCAUUUAGAGAUGACUGGCCAAAAUGUGACCGAGUGCAUUGGUGGGUCACGAACUGUGACAUUUGAUGAUCUGAGUUCGCGCUACCACACCCACUGCGACCCUAGGCUGAACGCUUCUCAGUCUCUCGAGCUUGCUUUCAUCAUUGCUGAGCGCCUGAGAAAGCGGAGACUUGGAUCACAGCUCUCGUUAGCAUAAAAUGGCUUCAGGGCCUUCCACAAGCGGAGACUUGGAUCACAGCUCUCGUUAGCAUAAAAUGGCUUCAGGGCCUUCCACAAUGUUGGUUCGUUUCUUCUAAGUUAUCUCGUGGAUGUAUUGCUAUUAUGAUUAUUAUUUCUGUAUUCUGUAGUUCAAGAAAGUGUUUUGUAUUUUGUAUGUACACUGAAGAAACGGAUGGUUUUAGACAAGGUAAGAGAGGGGAUUAAAGCAGAAAGCUAUGGCUGCAUUCCAAUUGGAAUUCGAGCUGAUUUGUUA
This is a messenger RNA of Rhododendron vialii, 2003 nucleotides long. Its product is annotated as phospho-2-dehydro-3-deoxyheptonate aldolase 1, chloroplastic-like. Bases 126 to 1727 code for a protein of 533 amino acids. The record is from RefSeq and is a predicted model, not a curated record. Gene Ontology annotation, molecular function: 3-deoxy-7-phosphoheptulonate synthase activity. NCBI's taxonomy places the organism in Eukaryota, Viridiplantae, Streptophyta, Magnoliopsida, Ericales, Ericaceae. The transcript has 5 exons. Gene Ontology annotation, biological process: aromatic amino acid biosynthetic process.